Molecule: messenger RNA, 3624 nt
Organism: Carassius carassius (crucian carp)
Lineage: Eukaryota; Metazoa; Chordata; Actinopteri; Cypriniformes; Cyprinidae
Product: leucine-rich repeat and fibronectin type III domain-containing protein 1-like
Exons: 6
Coding region: 1173-3386 (737 amino acids)
Molecular function (GO): protein binding
Source: RefSeq, a predicted model, not a curated record
UACAGACAGAGCACUGUUGUCUCGAGCUCGCCGUGAGCGGACUGUUACCGAGGCUCCUGACGGCGGAGGGAGGGACACGCAGUCCUGAGAGGCUCCUUUAUGAGGAGCAAAGCAAUACAUCAGCGACUCCAAUGCGGUGGCCAAUGUUUCUAAUUCGGUUUCUGCGUCCGCUUCCCGCAGGAUGCUGUUUGGUUAAAAAUGCGCAUAUGAAAUAAUCGUGGGUGUGAUCCCUUCUCCGUUGGCCACUGGAUCUAUUGGCGUUAAAAGGUUUGGAGAAACGCUGGAAAACUGAUCUGUAUGCCGAGCAAACUGGAUUGGAGAUUUCUGAAUAGACGCUUUGUCGGUUGCGUCUUUUUUCACGUCUUCUGAGAGGAUUGUAUCCGCGUUUCUCCUCAAAUGGUCUUAUUUUUGUGUCUAUCCACUAAAUACGGCGAUAUCGCACUGUUUUUACCUCACAGUGCCAUGUUUUAGCCUAUCUGAGGCGAUCCGACGCGAGGCGAAAAGUCUGACUGGACCUCCUUCAGAAGUAAACCAUCAACAUUUCUGGAUUCUUCGACGUUUUUUUAAUCUAACUUUGUUUUGGAAGCUAUAAUUCACGUUUUGGAUUAAAUAUAUGCUGAAACGGUAAAUAUGUUUCGGGAUUUCAAAAGACCGCCUGAAUCGAGUCAGCCGUUUGGAAUGAAGAACCGUUAGGAAGCGCCGUUAAAUAUUUCGCGGCAUAUUAGGAUUCAAAUUCCUGGUCCAUAUUCGUACGUUUAUCGUUUUGUACGCAUCAUACAAUACAGUGAGCAUAUUGUUUCGAGACUCUGGACCCAGAGGAGGUGAUUUAGACAUCAUCCAUCUGAAGAUUCAGGACAUUUCUGUGCUGCUCUGAACUUGAGGCGUUUGGAUGCUCCAGUACGGAGGUGGCAUCACUCCAGUUACCCAGAAGCCCUUGAAAAGACAAGAGAUGCCCUUUUGAGAUGACCGACACUGGAACAAACUUCAUAUCUGUGAUACACACUAGUCACCGUGCACAUGAUGUCAUCGUUAUCUCUGGCCUGUGAUUGGAUGUUGGUUUUGGUCGUGCUGACAGAAAUCAGCAGCGUUUCUUCAGGGAAUCUCUUCGGGGUGACGGCGACGAAGGUGAAAACAAUGAAUAAGCUGUCAAAGGUGUAGGAAGCUGAUGAAUCAUGGAGAGGCUGGUGUUUUACGUGCUGGUGUUCGGCGCGCUGGUGAAGGCUCAGCAUUGUCCGGGUCGCUGCAUCUGUCAGACCAUCUCACCCACACUCACGCUCCUCUGCGCUAAAACCGGCCUGCUCUUUGUGCCACCCACAAUCGACCGUAAGACAGUCGAGCUCCGUCUGACCGACAACUUCAUCACCGCUGUCCGCCGAAAAGACUUUGUCAACAUGACGAGCCUAGUGCACCUCACUCUGUCCCGCAACACCAUCAGUCAGAUCGCACCGCACGCUUUUGUGGGCCUGAAGUCUUUGAGAGCGCUGCACAUGGACGGGAACCGGUUAACGGUCAUCAACAAUGACCAGCUGAAGGGUCUGAUCAACCUGAGACACCUGAUCCUGGGCAAUAACCAGAUUCACCACAUCGAACCGUCCACCUUCGACGAGUUCGUCUCCACCAUCGAGGACCUGGAUUUGUCCUACAACAACCUGAGGACGUUACCUUGGGAAGCCAUCGCCAGGAUGACCACCAUCAACACCUUAACGCUGGACCACAAUCUGAUCGACCACAUCGACCCCGGGACCUUCACGCUCCUCACCAAACUGGUGCGGCUGGACAUGACGUCCAACCGUCUUCAGACGCUUCCACCGGACGCACUGUUCCAGCAGGCGCAGGUCCUGUCCGACCCCAAAAUGUCCAGCUCCUCCAAACUGACGGUGAGCUUUGGAGGAAACCCGCUGCACUGUAACUGUGAGCUGCUCUGGCUGCGGCGCCUGACGAGGGAAGACGACCUGGAGACCUGCGCUUCUCCUCAACUCCUGAUGGACAAGUACUUCUGGUCCAUUCAAGAGGAGGAGUUCAUCUGUGAGCCGCCGCUCAUCACCAAACACCAGGUCACCAAACCCUACGUGAUGGAGGGUCAAGGCGUGACUCUCAAGUGUAACGCGAUGGGUGACCCCGAUCCCACCAUUCACUGGCGCUUUCCCGACGGCAAACUGGUGCACAAUAACUCUCGCACGAUCCUGUACGACAACGGCACGCUGGACAUCCUGAUCACCACACUGAAGGACAGCGGCGCCUUCAACUGUGUGGCCUCCAACGCGGCCGGCAUCGCCACCGCAGCCGUGGAAGUAAACAUGAUCCCACUGCCGCUCUUCGUCAACAACUCGGGUCACAUGAGGGAGGCCGACCCGGGGCUCUCCGACAUCACCACCUCCACCAAAUCCGGCAGCAACGACACCAAACCACAAAACAAGAGGGUGUUGGUGGAAAACCUGACCGCAAACUCAGCCGUCAUCCACUGGCCGUCCGAACGCCACAUUCCCGGGAUCAGAAUGUACCAGAUCCAGUACAACAGCACCAUCGACGACACCCUGGUGUACAGGAUGAUUCCGUCAGUCAGUAAGACGUUCAGGAUUAACGAUCUGGCGGCGGGCCGUGAGUACGAGCUGUGUGUGUUGGCGGUGUAUGACGAUGGCAUCACGUCUCUGACGGCUACACGCGUGGUGGGCUGUGUUCAGUUCCACACGGGCGCGGAGGCGGGUCAGUGCCGCUUCAUCCCCACACAGUUCCUUGGUGGCACUAUGAUCAUCAUCAUCGGCGGCAUCAUCGUGGCCUCCGUCCUCGUCUUCAUCAUCAUCCUCAUGAUCCGCUACAAGGCUUACGGCGGGGUCGACGCGGCCAAAGCCAAAGCGCAAGGAGACGCCGGCAUAAACAUGCACUCACAGACCAAUGGGAGUCACCCGGGAUGCUCCGGCUCGAAGCAGGAAGAGCAUCCCGAGUCUCCCGGCGGGAAAGACUGCAAGGCCCUGGUGCUCCUGAAGAUGGAGGAAACGCAAGAGGAGCUCAAAGUCGAGCUGCCGACUGAGAUAGCGCCGCCGUUGUCGUCUCGGAGAGCCAGUCUGGGCGACGAAACGCAGACGGACAGCAGCUUGACGGGCUCCACUAUGUCCCUGUGUUUGAUCGGGUCCGGGGCCAACCCGGACGAGCCCCCUCGGAAGGGGCCGCUGGCCAACAUAGGGCUCCUGCCCAGCGAACUGGCUCGGACUCGGCAUCGCUUCUCCUUCGACGGAGACUAUGCUCUAUUCCAGAGCAACAGUUACCCUCGCCGGGCUCGAACCCGCCGGCACAAAUCCACCACCCAGCUCAACACAGACGUGUCACCGCCCUGCAGCCGGAGGGUGACGUUCAGCAGCACAGAGUGGAUGUUGGAGAGCACAGUGUGAUGGACUGAAGCACACACACACACACACACACACACACACACAUGGACUGUCUACAUAUUGACGUUGUUGCAGCAACACACACUUUCUUUGAUUCCUGUGUUUAACACGUAUCAAACAUGACACAGCAAACCUAGUGAGCUGCCUACUUCAACAGUGUCUAAAGAUGCAUCAAACUGAUCAAAAGUGAUGAUAUAGAUAUUUAUAAUAAACGCUGAAAAAUUAAAUGUAUCAACUGUUU